Messenger RNA from Cryphonectria parasitica EP155, 1164 nucleotides. RefSeq names its product putative Ade1 (gene Ade1). The record is from RefSeq and is a predicted model, not a curated record. The transcript has 2 exons. Gene Ontology annotation, biological process: 'de novo' IMP biosynthetic process. NCBI's taxonomy places the organism in Eukaryota, Fungi, Ascomycota, Sordariomycetes, Diaporthales, Cryphonectriaceae. Gene Ontology annotation, cellular component: cytoplasm. Gene Ontology annotation, molecular function: phosphoribosylaminoimidazolesuccinocarboxamide synthase activity. Bases 167 to 1102 code for a protein of 311 amino acids.
CCCAUAUAAAAAGACAACUUCAUCAGCUGAGUGACCACCAAUUCAACUGAAUCGUCUUCACAUCGGCGAGAGUGCAGGAAAGGCUGCAUCGCCGUGACUCUUUUGUCCACCAACCUCCCACCAUCAUCACCAUCAAACUUGUCUUGAGAACAGCCAACCAGCAAAGAUGACCGAACAAGUCCUGUCGAUCGACCUCAAGUCGCUCCCCAAGGUUGCGUCAGGCAAGGUGCGCGACCUGUACGACCUCGACGCCGAGACGAUGCUCUUCGUCUCCUCGGACCGCACCUCAGCCUACGAUGUGAUCAUGGACAACGGCGUGCCCGGCCGUGGCACCAUCCUGACCAUGAUCAGUGCCUUCUGGUUCCGCCUCCUCUCGCAGAAGGUCCCAGGUCUGAAGACCCAUUUCGUCACCCUCCAACCGCCCGCCGACCGCCUGAGCCAGGACGAGCUCCCCUUGGUACGUGGCCGCAGCAUGCAGGUGCGGAAGCUCAAGAUCUUCCCCGUCGAGGCCAUUGUGCGCGGCUACCUCGCAGGGUCGGCAUGGAACGAGUACAAGACCCACGGCACCGUGCACGGCAUGCAGAUGCCUCAGGGCCUGCGCCAGUGUGAGGCCCUCCCGCAGGGGCCCAUCUACACGCCCAGCACCAAGGCCGAGUAUGGGGAGCACGACGAAAACAUCACGCCCGAGAAGGCCGCCGAGAUCAUCGGGAACCCAGACCACGCCAAGCGGAUCGAGGAGCUGGCCCUGGCUGUCUUCAAGGCCGGCUCCGCGCAUGCCCGCGAGAAGGGCAUCUUGAUUGCCGACACCAAGUUUGAGUUUGGGCUAGACGAGGCUACGGGCGAGGUCGUGCUUGUGGAUGAGUGUCUGACGCCCGACUCGAGCCGUAUGUGGCCCGCGGACAAGUACGAGGUCGGGAGGGACCAGGAGAGCUUCGACAAGCAGAUCAUCCGCAACUGGCUGACGAGGGAGGGCCUGAAGGGCAAGCAGGGAGUCAGCCUUCCCGAGGAGGUCAGGCAAGCGACGCUGGGGAAGUACAAGGAUGUUUUCCAGAGACUUACGGGGACGACGGUGGAGGAUGCAUUGGUCAAGGAGGGCCUCUGAACUGGGGGUGGUCUCUCGGUGCAGGACUGUCUCUUUAUUUAUCCUUCAAGUCAUGCAUACUC